Linepithema humile (Argentine ant) is the source of this 1500-nucleotide messenger RNA. Its product is annotated as Peptidyl-alpha-hydroxyglycine-alpha-amidating lyase 2. Lineage: Eukaryota; Metazoa; Arthropoda; Insecta; Hymenoptera; Formicidae. Gene Ontology annotation, molecular function: protein binding; catalytic activity. Gene Ontology annotation, cellular component: membrane; extracellular region. The record is from RefSeq and is a predicted model, not a curated record. Gene Ontology annotation, biological process: peptide metabolic process.
UUUGAACUGGUGCAACAACUGUUUCUCGCCAGCUACCGUUUACUUGACUAUUUAUUUUGCUUUGCCAUUGACAGAAUUGCAAUUUGGAAAAGUCAUCCAAUUUUAGACCUCGUUAACUGAGAUACUUCUAUGGAAGAGGAUGGAAACGAUGGCGGACAGACACAAUCAGCUGCGACGAUUUUUCUCAGUGCUUCUAAUAGUAUUAUUUAAAGGAGUCACGUCUUAUACGGACAAUAAUGACUUGGAUGCAAAUCGUUUCGGCGUACAUAAUGAACUUUCUCGAUCCUUCCCUGAUAAAUUUUCGGAAUUGCAUGAUGCACCAUUUCCCGUUGAAAAUCGUCACUGGCACAGUCCCAAAAAUCUUGGUGAAGUUUCCGGAGUCGCAGUGAGCCCCACAGGGGUUGUCAUGAUUUUUCAUCGUGGAGAUCGAACAUGGGAUUACGACACCUUCAACGAAAAUGCAGAAUAUCAAGAAAAAUACAAGGGUCCUAUUCGUGAUAAUACAAUAUUAGAAUUGGAUCCUAACACUGGGAAUAUUAUGCGCGGUUGGGGAAAUCAGACAUUCUAUCUACCUCAUGGAAUUUACGUUGAUAAUUCGGAAAACGUAUGGCUGACUGAUAUUGCUCUCCAUCAAGUAUUCAAGUAUUCAGCUUUCGGAGAUGCUCAAUUAGUUCUCGGUCAAAAAUUUGAGCCUGGAAAUGACAUGGAACACUUCUGUCAACCAACCUCUGUCGUCGUUUUACCGAAUGGCGAGAUUGUCGUCGCUGAUGGAUACUGUAAUAGUAGGAUAGUAUUGUUUGACAAAAGAGGCAAACCGAAGUACAGUAUUGGCGAAGAAUGGAUUUCCUUGAGAGUUCCGCACUCCCUGACAAUUUUAUCGAAUGAACAAGUAUGCGUAGCAGAUCGCGAAAAUUCAAGAAUCGUAUGUUUGGAUGUGACACUUUCCGGAUUGAGCCGACAUUUCGAACCUCCCUAUUCAAUUCGUCAUCAACAAUUUGGUCGCAUAUUCGGUAUUGCAUCCUAUCGUAAUUUUAUUUAUGCUGUCAAUGGUGUAACAUCUAGAAACACUGAAGUUAUGGGCUUUAUCAUUGAUCCCUUAAAUCGAAAUGUAACAGGAUUUUGGGGUCCAGGAUCUUCACCCUUUGUAAGACCACAUGCUAUCGCUGUAUGCCCAUUUGGCACAGCCCUUUAUGUAUCAGAGAUUGGACCGAACAAAGUAUGGAGCUUUAAUCUAAUAUGAAUUUUACUAACGUAAAAGUUAAUCAAUAUUAUUAUCUUCAUAAUUUGUCGUCUAAUCUCAUUUGCCUGAUUAUGGAGAGAAUCAGAGAUCAAGUUUACAAAAAACAGUAAUCCAUUACUCACUUUGUUAUGUCACACAUGUUAAUGUUAUAUUGACAUUAUUAAUAAUUUUAUUUUCUAUGAGAUCUUAAUAUAAUUUAUUGUAAAAAUUUUAAAACCUUAUUGUUAAAAAAAUAAAUAAAAAUAUGUAUUUAUUUUGAA